UUCCCUUUAAAGUAGACUUCUCAUUUCAGAUCGAAUGAACUUGCCCUUCCACACAUUGCAUGACUAUGCCUGUGUCUCUAAGUAUGGGAUUUAGAAUAAAACUCUUCCAUCUUGUCUGUGUCAUCUAUCUUUUUUGGGUUCCAGGUCUGUUGGCUCAGCAGGAUAAUCCUUGUGCAACCACUAAUGCUGAUGAAGCUAAUGGAGUGUGUGGCCUCAAUGGAAUCUGUCAAGUUUCUGGUCAAUCACACGAUUGUACCUGUGCUCCGGGAUUCCAGUUUGUGGAUACCGAUAUCCCAUCAAAGGGAUGCACGCAGAACGCAUCACAGUUACAGAUGUGCGGUGCAAAAGGCGCAAAAAUGGAGACGAUUGAGCAGAUAGAUUGGUCCGGAAACGAUUACGAGGAAUUGAAACCCACGAAUCAAACUGCUUGCAAGAAGGCAUGCAUUGAUGAUUGUUUUUGCAUAGUGGCCAUCUAUGCCGAUCUUGGCGAUGGAGGACACUGCUGGAAGAAGGCAAUGCCUCUCAGAAAAGGCGGUGCAAGCCCUACACGAAUAUCUUUUGUAAAAGUGUACGGCGGAGUUGCUGAAGCCGUACCCCCACCGCCGCCUACGCCGCUGCCAAAGGUAAUAAAGGAGGAGAAGGGAAAGGGGCUUGCAGUUGCUGGAAUAAGCCUUAUGGGUUGCUCCUUAAUCAUUGCAGUGAUUGUGUUAUUUGUUUGGUUGCUUAUAUGCCGGCCCAAGAGGAAAUCCUCGCAAGAGGAUCGUAAGAUUAAUCCGAUGGGACUUAAGGCAUUUAGUUAUCAGGAGCUAGACGCUGCAACUGGAGGCUUCAAGAUAGAAAUAGGAAGGGGAGCUUUUGGGGCGGUCUACAGGGGCGCCUUAUCAGAUGGUAGAGCAAUUGCAGUGAAGAAGUUUGACGAUCAGCUCAAGAAAGAAUAUCCCCCAGAUGGGGAAAAGGAAUUCAGAACAGAGAUGGGUAUCAUCGGAGCAAGCCAUCACAAAAACCUUGUUCAACUCUAUGGUUUCUGUGACGAGGGCUCCCACAGGAUUCUGGUGUACGAGUACAUGCCCUACGGGUCUCUGGACAGCCGUCUAUUUAAAGGUACAAAUGGUCUUGAUUGGGAACUGCGUGUUCAGAUUGUUUUAGGGACUGCGAGAGGAAUCCUCUAUUUACAUGAAGAGUGCAGAGCCCACAUAAUUCAUUGUGACAUAAAGCCUCAAAAUAUCCUACUGGAUGAAAAUUAUUGUGCUAAGAUAUCUGACUUUGGGAUAUCCAAAUUGCUUGGGGUAGAACAAACGAGGACAUUUACUUUGGCCCGUGGCACCAUGGGUUACAUGGCACCUGAGUGGCAGAAGAGUACGGCAGUUUCUGUUAAGGUAGAUGUUUAUAGCUUCGGAGUGGUGCUCUUGGAAGUCAUCUGCUGCAGGAAAAUGUUGCAAUUGGAUGUUCCAGAGGAUGAAGUAAUGUUGUCUGACUGGGUGUACAUCUGCUUCAAACGGGGGAAACUUGCAAAGUUAUUUGAGCAGCAAGAUUGCACAGGUAUGGAGGUAAAACAGUUGGAAAGAAUGGUGUUGGUGGGGCUUUGGUGCGUUCAAGAGGAUCCUUCUCUCAGGCCGUCAAUUAAGAAAGUGCUUCAGAUGCUCGAAGGAACAGUGGAGAUUCCAGUGCCCCCUAAUCCAGGGUCUUCUUUGUCACACACUGUAAACAAUUUAGUCUAAAAUUUCUUGUCUCUUGUCGUAGACUCCCAUGUGACUAGAUUAGUUGUUUUGCAUUAUAAAUUGUACCAUUGCUAACGAAAGCAUCAGUGACAUGACAGGAUAGUGAAGCACCAACAAAUUUGAGCAAUUGUAUCUUUAAGAACAACUAUAGCCCAUGUAGAUUCCACACAGCUAUGUUACUACUAAGGGUAUAGUUACCUUUUAAAACUACACUACUAUUAGUGGUUGUAUUCUAGGCAAUUGUAAUAAUAAUAUUGACAGUAAACUAUAUGUUCAAGUAUUA
Messenger RNA from Cryptomeria japonica (Japanese cedar), 2001 nucleotides. Its product is annotated as G-type lectin S-receptor-like serine/threonine-protein kinase LECRK3. Lineage: Eukaryota; Viridiplantae; Streptophyta; Pinopsida; Cupressales; Cupressaceae. The record is from RefSeq and is a predicted model, not a curated record. Gene Ontology annotation, biological process: protein phosphorylation. Gene Ontology annotation, molecular function: ATP binding; protein kinase activity. The transcript has a single exon. The coding region runs from base 60 to 1718 and encodes 552 amino acids.